UCGUGUGUUCCGUCAGAUACUCUGCUGUACACUCAUAGGCCCCAUUCAACUUCAUUCAAGCGCUAUACCUAUCUAUCUGUCUAGAUGUGACCAUAGGCCUAUUGCUCGCUUUUUGGGAUAUACAGAAUUUCAGGAACAAUAUCAACAAGACCAUUGAUAAUAUUUACGCAUUUUUUAUGGCUUGCCCAAGGGGUCAAGGACUUGACGUCGUCCUCUUCAAUAUCGUUUUUACUCCGUUUUAUAUGCAUUACGAUUGUUUACAUUUGUAUGUUUGUUCAUGAGUAAGGUUGAUACAAAGAGUUGGAAUGAUAUAAAACUACUAUUCGGGGCGUGUUUGUACCUCACCUCUUGUGAUGCCGUUUAAAAGAUGAACUAACAAGAAGUUGAAAUGAUAAACCUUACUGAUCAAGGCGUAGGUGAACCUCAUCGCUUAUGAGAUCUUUUAUAAGAUGAACUAAAUGCUUGGCAAAGGCCAGCCUCUGAUUGGUUCUCUGCUCUAAAGUGAUGAAGCAUUCUCUCACCUGUAUUUAUUUCCGAUCGCAAAGUAUUUUUUCCAUUUGGGAUGACCAUAUUCAGAAGUGGGUUUGCGCAGCCCGAAAUACAACAUAUUCAGAACGAUGCUCUUUGGAUUUUUUGACCGUGUAAAAAUCGAAAGAACUAGACAACAUAGUCCUACGAUAAGCAAAAAAAAAAAUCUGCAACGAAAAAAACGUGAUAGCAACCAACCAAUCAGAUAAUCCGACAAGAAAAUCACAUUCUAUUUUAUUCAACUCGGCAAGCAUAUACCUACAUUUCAAUUCUAACUUUACUGACGCAAAUAUGUUGGCUAGACAGGGCCUGGUUUCGAACUCAGAUAUGACUAUUCAUUUUUCAUCAAUUCGUAACUUGUUUUUCGUCAGUCAUCUGUGUCUAAUUAUCAUUUCGUCAACGUCGUCGGCUCAGCAAGUGCGUCGCAGACGCUUCUUUCAAGAUUUACGGCCUACUUAUAAUUGGGACCCAGAACAAAAUGUUGUCAUAUCAGAAUCUAGAGCCAAGAAAUUUCUACAAGAAUUUGGUUAUAUGAAAAAGUUCGACAGAAAUUCGAGAAAAUGGAAGUUUACAGAUUGGAAAUACGAUGGGCCGUAUCCGUCUAAGAAAGAAUGGCAUGAAUCGUCUGAUAGUGAAAGUUUUGCUAUUACAGAAGAUUGGGAUUUUGAGGUUGAGAGAGAAACCGUAAUGGAUCCAGAAAGUAGUGAAAAUAAAGAAGAACAGAAAUUAUAUCUAGAAGCGAUAGCAAAAUUUCAGAAACAAAAUAACCUGCCUGUUACAGGCCAAGUUGAUGAACAGACAAUGAAAAUGUUUGUACGACCAAGGUGUGGUGUUCCUGAUAAUCUGGGACGGUUUCUAAUAAAAAAUACGAGUAAAGAACUUGAAGGAAUAGCACCAAGUAAAAGUACUCCAACUGAGAAACCGAGAUUUCCAAAUCUACACACAAUUCUGAGAUCCUCUGCACCAAAUGUCAGGCAGAGUCAAAAGCCAGUAGAUUUAACCACACCAUCAUCUGUGGACAUGUUAACCACUGUCCUUACCUCGUAUGCCGAUGAUACUGGCGUGCCAUCGACAACGACGUCCCCCGAACCAGUUCGACGCAGGCGAGCGUUACCGCGCCCAUUGUCGUUUAAAGACAUUGUUAAACGCAAGAAACGCUCUCAAGGCAGUAAUUACAUUACACCUGGUACGCCUGAUACCAUCUUUGGUAAAACAGUAAUCACGUGGAGAAUUUACAGUAACUACCACAGUGAGUACUUGGAAUUAGAAGCCGUUCGUCACACAAUAAAGUAUGCCUUUCGAAUGUGGGCCGAGGUAUCACCAUUGAUCUUCGUUGAAGAUACAUAUGGAGAUAUCUUUGAUGUGGACGUUAAGAUCGCAUUUGCAACAGGUGCACAUUUGAAUGACAAUUAUCCUUUUGAUCCAUAUGAAGUAGAACCGACCCAAUUCUCACAUGCAUUCAUCGUAGGGGACAUUCAUUUCAACGACAACGUUCAUUUUACUAUCGAUUCUAGCCAUGGUAUUAGCCUUCUGAAGACCGCGGUUCAUGAGAUCGGACACGUCUUAGGCCUACCGCAUGUGAACGAUCUGCAACAGUCUGUAAUGUACCCUUACUACACCCCAUACGAUAAGACCAACUUUGGGUUGCAUCCUUCAGACAAGCAUGCUAUUCAGGAACUUUAUGGGAAAUGUGAUGGUAACUUCGACAGUGUAUUCGACUGGAUUCACAUGCGAGCGGAUGGAAAACGAGUCUUCAGCACAUUCUUCUUCAAGAACAGCGUCACUUGGUUAUACGAGUACAGAUAUAAUCAAACACGAAAUGGGUACCCUCUUCACAUUGACAACACGUGGCAAGGCAUCCCAAACAACAUUGAUGCGAUCGUUCAAAUUUGGAGCUCAAAUAAUGACCAAGUAUAUUUCUUCAAGGGAACGCGUGUUAUACAGUAUGACAGUAACGCACAACAAGCGUUCGAUAUCGAUCCUGCAACCGGAUUGGCUGAGGGUGAUCCAAUCAGCGAAAAGUUUCCUGGAAUUCCAGAUAACUUAGAUGCUGCCUAUUUUGAUAGGAAAGACAAAAAUAUAUACUUCUUUAAAAACUCAUCGGUGUAUGUUUUUGAUCCAGACACAAAUAGUGUGGUGUCCGACUACCCAAAACCUAUCAACCAAGUGUUCCUCGGACGUUCUGCAAACGUUCCGCCCCUCGAAAACAACAUUGACGUAGCGUAUUAUUCGUUUAAACACCGGUCAUUGUAUUUCUUUAAGGAUAAUAGGUACUGGCGUGCCUCCUACCAAACUAACACGACUGGCCAGUACCUUCGAAAAGUUGGCUACGCAGAAAAUUGGAACUUAAAAUGGAACGAUAUUUGCGAAGUUGAGUAACCAUUCCUCAUAUUAUAGGCGGGCAGUAUACAAUGAUCUGUGAAAUAACAUGUCCUGAUUUCUACACCGUAAAAACUAUAACACUAACAAUAGUUUCGUCUUUAGAACUCAUUAUGCCGAAAUCUUGUUAAUAAUUUGACGAAACACGAAUAUAAUUAAUAUUACCAUAAAUAAUGCAAUUUCUAUUUAAUUUCAUUUUCAUUUAUUCAGGCAAGUGCAUUGGGGCCCUAAAAGCAACAAAGUCACCAUGAAAAAGUCUGGAGCCCCAUAAAACUAAACUUAUCUACAUGACCAUUUUACAAAAUGACCCAUUUUACAGAUCAUUGUCUACUUAUGCGGCGAUUGUGCAAUUUCCUUCACGAAUUUCGAAGAGAUUUCUCCCAUCCGUGAAUGCAAUAUUUCGAUCAACGAAUAUUCGUUCAUAUCUAUGAUAAAUAUAAUUAUUCCACGUUCCUUAAUCCGGCCGAUAUAUUCACCUUGAAUCCAAGUGUGGAACUAAAUAUUGCAUACUGAUUAAAUAAGCUUAACGUAUGUUAAUCAUUUAGAUAUUAUUAUCUGAACAGGAACGAAUGACGUGUCUUCCGCGUUACGUCACCCACUUUUACCAGAACCGGAAUUCCAUCAUAAUAUGUUUACAAAAUACAAUAUUUCUAGUUGGUUUAAUCUGAUUAGAACAGCAACUGGGUGGAUCUCCGAGCAUAUAUGCUUAUGCCAUAUUUAAUUCAUAUGCCAUAUACAGAUUUGAAUUAUAUAACAUAUCCAUGUAGGCCUAUGUAUGAUAUGGCAUUGUAAAUUGGUAAAGCGUCUUUUCGAGUGGAUACAAAGCACUAGGAAAAUGUAAAAAGAUCAUGGUAAUGAAAACUGUUUAUGGCAUAUUUAGAUAUUUAAAGUAACAUGUACUG
Molecule: messenger RNA, 3809 nt
Organism: Anneissia japonica
Lineage: Eukaryota; Metazoa; Echinodermata; Crinoidea; Comatulida; Comatulidae
Product: matrix metalloproteinase-21-like
Exons: 7
Coding region: 820-2907 (695 amino acids)
Biological process (GO): extracellular matrix organization; collagen catabolic process; proteolysis
Cellular component (GO): extracellular matrix
Molecular function (GO): zinc ion binding; metalloendopeptidase activity
Source: RefSeq, a predicted model, not a curated record